Messenger RNA from Malus domestica (apple), 3572 nucleotides. RefSeq lists its product as uncharacterized. Gene Ontology annotation, cellular component: chloroplast envelope; mitochondrial inner membrane. Lineage: Eukaryota; Viridiplantae; Streptophyta; Magnoliopsida; Rosales; Rosaceae. The record is from RefSeq and is a predicted model, not a curated record. Gene Ontology annotation, molecular function: S-adenosyl-L-methionine transmembrane transporter activity.
AUUCCCUCCUCAGCUUCUCCAUUGCUGGUGAGCUGCUCACUGCUCCUUAGCUCCAGAGUUUUGAUCCUACUUUCUGAUUCUCAGAAAUAAAAAUACGAUAAAACGUUUUGCGAUCGCAGUUGAAUUUCUUUCGAAAAUCUUGCAUUUCCGUCUUCGUAUAAAAUUGUUGAGAGCUGGAAUCCAUCGGACAAUUUGAAGAAGGCGAACGAAAAAGAAGGUGACUUGAACAACGCCGGUGCCGAGAGGGCGAGCUUGGCGCAGCGGAAAGGUUGCUCCUUUGCGACGGGUUCGAGUCGUGGAAAUAGCCUCUUUGCAAAGCAAAGAUGGAGGAGUUGUUAAAGAACCAGAUAUUUGCAAUCCAUGCACUUUCUGGUGUAGGUUCAGUGGCAUUAGGCACAGCUCUUACUUACCCUCUAGAUACAAUCAAAACCCUUAUUCAGGUUGGUUCAGGUUCUAGUAAGCAAUUGACAACUACUCAGGUUUUAAAGAGAGUUGGAUAUUUUUCAGGAAAUUCAGGUUUGUACAAUGGUUUUCUAUGGUUAGCAGCGGGAAGAACUUUGGGGUUGGGAGCUCGUUUUGGAACCUAUGAAAUUUUGACUGCCUUCUAUAAAGAUGGUCGAGAAGAUAACUACGUCUACGUCUCUGAGGCCCUCCUGGCGGGACUUGUUUCUGGUGUUGUAGAAUCACUGAUAAGCUCCCCCUUUGAACUUAUAAAACUUCGUGCCCAGGUGACCUCUGCUUCUCGCAUUCCAAACUCAGCCUCUCUCCCAGGAAAGGAAGCUGUUGCACCUUUGAUUCAAAGAUUGCUACGUGGGUGUAGUCCGGACAUGAAGGCAUUAAAUUCUUCUGUUGCCCUUUUAUCCACCCUAACAACCAAGCAUCCCAAUAUGAUGAGUGCUUUACAAGAGUACCCAUGGAUGAUGACAGGAUCUGGGAAGCCACCAUCAGUGUUCAAUGUCAGGAAACCAUCUGAAAUCAUCUAUUUGGAAGGAUGGGGUGCAUUAUGGAGAGGUCUACGGCCAGGAGUUGUUCGGGAUUCAGUUUUUGGUGGCAUAUUCUUUUCUACUUGGCAAUCUCUACACCGAGCAAUGCUUGACUGGAAGGCAGUGGGGAUGGAUCCUGAACCCAGGUCGGAUGAUGAAAUCGGUCCACUUUCUCCUUUGGCUAUUAGUAUUGCGGCCGGAAUUUCUGGUUCUGUUGCUGCAGCUGCUUCUCAUUGUUUUGACACUGCCAAAUCUCGAUCAGAAUGUACUGUGCUGCCCAAGUAUGUCUCAAUGGAGAGGAAGCUUCUGAAAUGGGGAAGACCAGGGAAUAGGUUUGAGAGAGUUACAGGGAUCCACCCUUCAGACAGGAAUCUCCUGUUCCGUGGCCUUGGGUUACGGAUGGCUCGCAGCGGGAUCGCAUCGUUUGUCAUGGUCGGAAGCUAUUUCUUGGCUGUGGAUCGUCUUGUUUGAAGAGCAAAUUAACAGGUAGAGAAGGCUUAGUUGAACACAUUGAGAAAAAGAAAGAUAGAACUGGAUUUAUACGUGUAUAAGUUAGCUGCUUUGUUAUCUCAUUGAAACUGGACAUCCAGAUACAGCCAAAGGCAUUGAUAAAAGUCAACUUCCUUGGGUUGUACGAUUCUUCCUCCUUUUACCAAAACAAAGCAAAGCUUCUGUCGGAUAACUAUUUUGUUUUUGUUUUUUAUUGCAUAUGCCAGAGAUAUAUAGAAAUUAUAUGAAAAAGAAAGGGAAGUAGCGAAGGAUUAAGGGAGGUGGUGGGAUGUAUUGGCUAAAAGUAAAAUUUAGAGAAGAAAUUGACGUUCUAUGCGAAAUAAACAAAUAAAUCGAAUUUAAGAUCAAAAGAAGAGAAACAUAUACGACGUGUCGUUUCCCCGCUCAAGUAUUGGCAGCUAGGGUUUUAGGUGCAGAGAUUUCCAAAACCUCUGCAGAAUUCAGUUCAUGUCUGAGCUGACAUGAAUACCACACGAAAUUCUCCGACUUAUUCUCCAUAACCCAAUUUUUCCUUUUUAUUACAAUUUACAAUUCACCAAAAAAAAAAAAAAAUGUUGCACGGCGGCGCUCUGCUGAGAACCUCGCCGCUCUUCUCCUUCUUCAUCAAAAUCCCACUCCCCCUAAUCUCCCGAACGUCCCGCUGUUUCUUCCGCCCAAUUCUCAGCUUCCCUAAAUCUAAACCGACCCCAAUUUCUGCCGGCACCUUCUCCAUGGACAAAAGACUCAACCUUUGCACUCUGGCUCUCUCCAACGACUCGCCGUCGCCGUCGUAUCCGGCGGUUUCCAACAAAGCCAAAAGGAAAGCGCGGCGGGAGUCGCCCGAGGGGGUCCUGAAGCACAAGCUAGACAUGUAUUCCAGGCACGGCCAGCUGAUCCAAGCUCUGAGCCUUUACGACGAGGCCAGGAGCAAUGGGGUGCCGCUUGGCCUGCACCAUUACAAUGUUCUGCUCUACCUUUGCUCCUCCAAUGGCGGCGGCGAUGAUGGUGAUGUGGGUUUGAAGAGGGGGUUUGAGAUUUUUCGCCAGAUGGUUGAGGAUAAGGUUGUCCCCAAUGAGGCCACUUUCACCAGCGCGGCGAGGCUGGCGAUCGCGGCGGAGGACCCGGAAAUGGCGUUUCAUUUGGAGAAGCAGAUGAAGGGUUUAGGGAUUCCGCCGAAAUUGAGGUCUUACGAUCCGGCAUUGUUUGAGUUCUGUAAGAAGGGAGAGGCUGAUAGAGCUUAUGAGGUCGAUGCCCACAUGGUUGAAUCCGGGGUCACGGCGGAGGAGCCUGAGAUUUCCGCCUGGAUAAAAGCUAGUACUGAUUCGAGCAGAAGUGACAAGGUUUAUGAGAUGUUGCACCGGUUGCGGACCAUGGUGAGGCAGGUCUCGGAGUCAACUUAUAGGGUGGUGGAGGAGUGGUUUAAGUCCGAGGAGGCGGCGAGAGUUGGGGUGGAUAGUUGGGAUGCGAAUAAGGUGCGGUAAGGAGUUGUGAGAGGAGGUGGAGGGUGGCAUGGGCAAGGGUGGCUUGGGAGUGGGAAUUGGAGGGUGGAGAGGACUCAGAUGGAUGAAGCAGGGAUAUGCUCUUGUUGCGGUGAAAAGCUCGUCUCUAUCGACAUUGAUCCGAAAGAGACUGAGAAUUUUACUACCUCUUUGAGUUGGCUAGCCAAAGGGAGGUUCGGGGUGAUUUUGUUCGAUUCCAGCUGUCCUGAUUGAUUAGAAGUUAAACUCAUCCAGGAGUGGCUUCAAGGGCAUGGUCCAUUCGAUGCUGUUGUAGAUGGUGCCAAUGUUGGUCUUAUCAAUCAACAUAAUUUCAGCUUUUUCCAGCUCAAUACUCUGGUGAACUGGUUACGCCAAAUGAGCCCAUCAAAGAGAUUGCCACUUGUUAUAUUGCACCAAAAUCGUGUAACUGGCGGCCCUGCUCAGAAUCCUAAUAACAAGAGAUUGUUAGAGAGUUGGAAAAAGUCCUGUGCACUUUACGCUACUCCAGUGGGUUCAAAUGAUGAUUGGUACUGGUUGUACGCUGCUGUUAAUUGCAAGUGUUUGCUGGUGACAAACGAUGAGAUGAGAGACCACUUGUUCCAACUUCUAGGGACUAGUUUUU